Penicillium macrosclerotiorum is the source of this 1314-nucleotide messenger RNA. RefSeq lists its product as uncharacterized. The transcript has 2 exons. Lineage: Eukaryota; Fungi; Ascomycota; Eurotiomycetes; Eurotiales; Aspergillaceae. Gene Ontology annotation, biological process: amino acid transmembrane transport. Gene Ontology annotation, cellular component: vacuolar membrane. Gene Ontology annotation, molecular function: amino acid transmembrane transporter activity. The record is from RefSeq and is a predicted model, not a curated record. Bases 1 to 1314 code for a protein of 437 amino acids.
AUGGCCGGCUAUUCGGGAUACCUCAUUUGGCGCAUUUUUCUUGGUAUCGACAGCUACCAGUACCCAGUCAAGAAUUACGGGGAUCUCGGAUUCCGAACCCUUGGUCGGUUUGGGCGAUAUGUCACAAACGUGUGCCAAGGGAUCUCCCUGCUAUUGAUCCUAGGCCAAGUUACAAUACUCUUCGGCCAGAAUAUCUCUCAGGUGUCCAAAUUUCAUCUAUGCUACUGUGUAUGCCCUGCAAUCUUUGCCUGUGCUGGUUUCCUUCUGUCCCAGGUGAGGACUCUGAGAAAUUAUGGUUGGUUCGCAAACUUGGCUGUUUGGAUGAAUCUUUUGGUGGUAUUUAUUAGCAUUGGUGCUAUGGCAAAUUCUCCUCCAAAUUAUCAAAUAUCCAGACUGGGAUCUGCAGGAAGUGCUGUGGAUCCGAACACAAUAAUGCCAGACAAGACUGGUAGCUACCCACCGAUUAUUCACUAUGUCACACUUCCGACAAGCAGACUGAUUGGCGCAGUCAAUGGAAUGCUUUCUGGUGUUACAGCAUACGCAGGAGCUCAAUUAUUCGUUGAAUUUCUCGCUGAAAUGAAACGACCCCGAGAUUUCAUAAAAGCAAUGUGGGGAGCCCAAUUCUUCAUUUACACCGUUUAUCUCGUUUAUGGUUGUGUUGUCUACUAUCUCCAAGGACAAUACAGCUAUAAUCCUAGCUAUCAGGGAGUUAGCGUCUAUAAAUGGCAAACUGUCGGAAACAUGGUCUCUCUGCUCGCUGCGCUAAUUUCGGCAGGUUUGUACGGUAAUAUUGGCAUAAAGGUUGUCUAUAACAAUAUUCUCCUUGACAUUUUCAAAGCGCCAUCACUAUCAACUAGGCGUGGGAAAAUCAUAUAUUCCCUUAUGGUACCACUAUGGUGGAUUAUAGCAUUUGUUAUCGCAGCAGCUAUUCCUGACUUUUUCGGAUUCGUUAGUAUCGUGGCAGCCGCCAUGCUCUUGAAUUUGACUUAUGCGUUCCCUCCAUUAUUUGCUCUGUGCUUCGAUAUCCAGAAAAAUGCUAUUCAGGCAGAGCAAGGGGAAGGUUUCAAUCAAACAACUGGAGAGGUUUUCCGACACGACAUAAACAGCAAAAGGUGGAUUCGCGGCUUCCUUGCUGGCGGACCUUUCCAAGUUGCCCUCAAUACAUGGCAUAUAAUUUACUUCUUCGCAUCCCUCGCCAUGAGUGGUCUUGGCUUGUACGCAGCCAUCAUUGGAAUGGAUGAGGCAUUUAAAAUCCCCCAACUUAAUUCGUUUUCUUGUGUCUCGCCACUGAACUUGGAGGCUGCAGCCUCGUAG